AUGAAGAAGACAUUUCAUAUUCCUCUCGCAUUAUUUCUCCUUUUCCUCCAACUUUACUUCCAUCACAUCCUCUGUGAUGACAAAGAUGCCCUUCUUUCAUUCAAAUCCCAAGUCGCUGACACAAAGGAUUCUCUUUCUAGUUGGAAUUCUAAUUCCUCUAUCUGCUCUUGGCAUGGAGUUUCCUGCUCCAAAAACACCAACAGAGUUCAAUCUCUUAGUCUCCCAGGACUAGGCCUUUCUGGUAAUCUACCUUCUUCACUCUUUAACCUCAGUUCUUUACAAUCACUUGAUCUUUCCAAUAAUGCAUUCCAGGGCCAUCUUCCUUUGGAGCUCUCAAAUCUUUCUCUUCUUAAUGUGAUUAACUUAGCUGCAAACAAUCUCAGUGGCACACUUCCUUCCCAAUUAUCCCUUCUACGCCACCUUCAAGUUCUAGACUUCUCUUUGAAUAAUCUCACUGGUCAAAUCCCUCCUGAAUUUGGAAACUUUUCCUCUCUCUAUAAUCUUUCCCUGGCAAGAAACCAUCUCUCUGGAGAGAUUCCAAGCGAUUUGGGCAAUCUUCAUAAUCUUUCUCAUCUUCAACUCUCUGAGAAUUAUUUCUCCGGGGAUUUCCCGAUUUCUAUCUUCAACAUCUCUUCGUUGACCUUCUUAUCUGUAACACAAAAUCAUCUUUCAGGAAAAUUACCACAACAUAUAGGCCGUUCUCUUCCAAAUCUCAGAGGUUUCUAUCUGGCAAACAAUGCAUUUGGCGGUGUGAUUCCUAAUUCCAUAUCCAAUGCUUCACAUCUCCAAGAAAUUGAUCUUUCUCACAAUGAAUUUCAUGGAGACCUUCCCUUGUUCAGCAACAUGAGCAAUCUCACCAGGCUAAUUCUUAGCAACAAUCAACUCUCUUCUGGAACAUCAAAAAAUUCUGAGUUCUUUGAUUCCCUGAGAAAUAGCCCGACGCUGAAAAUUCUGAUGAUCGACUCUAAUCAGUUAGCUGGGGAGCUUCCAAAAUCCGUAGCAAAUCUUUCAACCAUUCUAGAACAAUUUUGUGUAUCCCAUAACUUAUUCAGCGGAAGCAUCCCUCAGGACAUAGGAAAAUUUCAAAACCUUGUGUCCCUAUCUUUUGAAGUAAAUCAUUUCACUGGAGAGAUACCAAGAGACGUGGGAGCAUUAAACAAACUGGAGAGACUUCUUUUGUACAAAAACAAGUUAUCUGGAGAAAUCCCAGACAUGUUUGGCAAUUUGACUCAACUAUCUACCCUUGCAUUGCACAAUAACAAGUUGUUUGGCAAAAUUCCCUCCAGCAUUGUACAGUGUCAAAGGUUGAACUAUUUGAAUCUUCAAAUGAACAACCUUCAUGGGACCAUACCAGAGGGCAUUUCUACGCUUUCUAGCUUAACCACCUUGUCCUUGGCAGGGAAUACCCUACACGGAUCCCUCCCUUUUGAAGUGAGCUCCAUGCAGCAACUUCAGUUCUUGGACUUGUCUAACAAUCUCAUGACCGGAUAUAUUCCCGAAGAAAUAGAUGGUUGCACAAGCUUGCUGAUGCUUCAAUUAGCAAGAAACAACUUUAGUGGUCCAAUACCGAGUACUUUGGGGAACUUAACGUCAUUGGAAACAUUGGAUUUAUCUUCAAACAACCUCACAGGUCCCAUCCCAUCGACUUUGGAAAAGCUUCGCCCCAUGGUGAAGUUGAAUUUGUCUUUUAACCAUUUGGAAGGGGAAGUUCCCAAGAAAGGUGUUUUUACGAACCUCACCCAGGUUACCCUGCAAGGAAACGGCAAGCUUUGCAGUCCUAACAAAGAAGUUGCGGAAAGAUUGAGAAUCACUUUCUGUGUCAAAGGUAAAACGCACACUAGAUUUUUACUCCCUCUUAUACUUGCACUUACAAGUGCCUCUAUUUUAUGCGUCUCCAUUUGCUUAGUGUGGAUGAAAUGUUUUCGAAAGAAGGAUGAUGAAACAUGUUCUUCAAUGUCCCCUCUGAAGGGAUUUCCUCAACAUAUAUCCUUUUCGGAUAUUCGAACUGCCACAAACAAUUUUGCAUCUGAAAACCUGAUAGGAAACGGGGGGUUUGGCUCCGUCUACAAGGGUCUUUUCAGCAUCAGCCACAGUGAAACUACUCUUGCCGUGAAAGUACUCGACUUGAAACUAAGCGAGGCUUCCCAGAGUUUCGUUGCAGAGUGUGAAGCUUUGAAGAACGUCAGGCAUAGGAACCUCGUGAAGCUCAUCACUUCUUGUUCGGGUAUUGAUUACAAAGGUGAUGACUUUAAAGCUUUGGUUAUGCAAUUCAUGACCAACGGUAGUUUGGACACAUGGUUGUACCCAGUGGACGAAGAAUCAGGGUCCUCCUUGACUUUCUUGCAGAGAUUGAAUAUUGCCUUAGAUAUUGCUAACGCCAUGGACUAUUUACACCAUGACUGUGACCCACCAGUAGUCCACUGCGAUCUGAAACCUGGUAAUGUCUUGUUAGAUGAAACUAUGGUAGCCCAUCUUGGAGAUUUUGGACUUGCAAGGCUUCUUUCACAGGAUUCACUGGAGUCUGUCACUCUAGGACUGAAGGGUACCGUCGGCUAUAUUCCACCAGAAUACGGUCUGGGUGGCAAGGCAUCGACCGCCGGAGAUGUCUAUAGUUUUGGGAUUUUACUGCUCGAGAUGUUCAUGGGAAAGAAGCCAACUGAUGAGAUGUUCAAGGAAGGUUUAUGUCUAGAAGAGUUUGUGUCAGCCAUGGACGAGAAACAAAUACUGAAUGCAGUUGAUCCAAAGCUUUUUAACGAUUUUGAAUGGUCAACAACACAAAGCUCACCAAGCCCUGGUUUUCAUAGUGAAGGCAGCACUAGUGACAGCUAUAAUAGUUCUAGUUUCACAUUGUGCCAGCGCAAAGCAGAGAAGUGUGUGGCCGAAGUGAUAAGAGUUGGCUUGGCUUGUGCUGCUGAAGUGGCCACAGAACGCUUGACCGCAAGAGAGGCCUCAAAAAAAUUACAGGCAAUCAGGCAGGCUCUGCUGGCUAUAUGAAUCACAAACAUGUGUAAAAGUUAAAAGCACAUAUAAUAACUCAGGAUUCAAUUAUGGCUGUGGCUUUCUUGUACAACGCACGCAUCGGUUUUCAUCAUGUUUCGUUUGUACGUACGCUGAUGUUUCACUGGAAGCUCUAUCACUUGUCAUGAACUCGCCAGCAAAUAAAUAUGAAAGCUUGCUCACUACUACUUAGUGGCCACGUCAGAGAAAGAAAACCUGGGCGGAGAAUCCAAUGAAGUUUGACUGGUCCAAGGCCC
Molecule: messenger RNA, 3254 nt
Organism: Neltuma alba
Lineage: Eukaryota; Viridiplantae; Streptophyta; Magnoliopsida; Fabales; Fabaceae
Product: putative receptor-like protein kinase At3g47110
Exons: 2
Coding region: 1-2994 (997 amino acids)
Biological process (GO): protein phosphorylation
Molecular function (GO): ATP binding; protein binding; protein kinase activity
Source: RefSeq, a predicted model, not a curated record